Molecule: messenger RNA, 1790 nt
Organism: Panicum hallii
Lineage: Eukaryota; Viridiplantae; Streptophyta; Magnoliopsida; Poales; Poaceae
Product: probable protein phosphatase 2C 48
Exons: 4
Coding region: 465-1514 (349 amino acids)
Biological process (GO): protein dephosphorylation
Molecular function (GO): protein serine/threonine phosphatase activity
Source: RefSeq, a predicted model, not a curated record
UUCACCCCACAACUCACGCAGCCCUCUCCCUCCUUCCUUGGUUCCCGUCCAAUCCCCCUGCUUCCUUUUUCUCCCCCCUUGCUGUUCAGGAACUUGCUGCUCUGUUCGAUCACCCUGCGCUUGGUUCUUGCGCGUGAGAGCUCAGAGGCGUGUCCUUUUCGCUUCCGUUUGAUCCAGUCUUUGCCAAUCCAAUCGAAGCUCCUUGCUUGGUCCCAAAGGGAGGAGAAAGAUCGAGGAGACACGACGACGGCACAAAAAUCCGGGGCGAGGGCGGCCAUGGCCAUGGUUGGUGCUCUGUUCUUUUCCAUGAGCACCGCCGUACCAUCCGCUUAACUGACCAAUCAUCGUCUCCGUCCCUGCUUGGUACCAGCUGAACUCGGGCCUCGACCAAUCGUCGUCACAACAAGAUAGAGAGAGCUGGUAGCAGAAGCUCUCUGCAGCUGCGGAGAACUGGUCCCGGAGAAAUGCGGCAGAUCUCGUCGCUGCUGCAGGGCCUGGCCCGGUCGCUCUCGGUGGGGAGGGACAGGGACAGGAGAGGGGACGGCGGCGCCGGCGGCGACGGGAAGGCCGCCGCGCCGGCGGUGCUAAGGACGUCCGGCACGGUGUGGGGCGAGGGCUCGGAGACGUUCGCCGCCGUGUGCUCGCGGCGCGGCGAGAAGGGCACCAACCAGGACUGCUCCAUCGUCUGGGAGGGCUUCGGUUGCCAGGAGGACACCAUCUUCUGCGGCAUCUUCGACGGGCACGGCCCAUGGGGCCACUACGUCGCCAAGGCCGUGCGCGACUCGCUGCCGCCGUCGCUGCUGUGCCACUGGCAGGAGGCCCUCACGCUGGCGUCGCUCAUCGACGGCGAGAAGAAGCUCAGCGACUGCCGGUUCGACCUCUGGAAGCAGUCCUACGUGGCCGCCUGCGCCGCCGUCGACGACGAGCUCCGCCGCAGCCGCCGCCUCGACGCCGUCUACAGCGGCUCCACCGCGCUGUCCGUCGUCAAGCAGGGCGACCUCAUGGUCGUCGCCAACGUCGGCGACUCCCGGGCCGUCCUGGGCACCACGUCCGACGACGGCGCCCUCGCCGCCGUCCAGCUCACCGUCGACUUCAAGCCCAACCUGCCUCAGGAGAAGGAGCGCAUCCGGCGGUGCAACGGCCAAGUGUACUGCCUCGCCGACGAGCCCGGCGUGUACCGUGUCUGGCAGCCCAGCCGGGACUCGCCGGGGCUCGCCAUGUCGCGCGCGUUCGGCGACUACUCCGUCAAGGACUGCGGCGUCAUCUCGGCGCCGGAGGUGACGCAGAGGAAGAUCAGCAGCAGGGACCAAUUCGUCAUCCUCGCCACCGACGGGGUCUGGGACGUGCUGUCGAACGAGGAGGCCGUGCAGAUCGUGGCGGGGACGCCGGACAGGGAGAAGGCGGCGAAGCGGCUGGUGGAGUGCGCCGUCCGCGCGUGGAGGCGCCGGCGGCGGGGCAUCGCCGUCGACGACUGCUCGGCGAUCUGCCUCUUCUUCCACUCGCCGCCGUCGUAGGGGCGCGCACGACACGUAAACCUGCCUCAAUCGACGUCAAGGAGACAACGAAAUGCCCAUCUCAAGACUACGAUCAUCGUGCCCGUCGCGCUCGUGGUUGGGAGUGCAAUUGUCGCCGUCCACGAUGCAGAACGUGCAGGUUGUCGCAUGAUUGCGACACUGCAGCUGGUGGAUGACCAAACCAAAAAAAUCUCGGCUUUCACACCGGGCUUGUCAAAAUGUACGAGAACGAACACCAGCCACCAGAAAAGGGGGAAAAGAUGCAUUUUGUCCUCA